GGAGAGGGAGAGGGAGAGAGAGAGAGAGAGAGAAGCCAGUUUCCUUACGUUUUAUUAUUUUUCGAAAGGCGUGUGAAUCAUUCGCUCGUUGGCAAGCAACGCGACCCUCGGCACCAGUUUCAGAUUGAUCGGCCAGAUGUCUGCCCUUCGAUGCUUUAGACCCUCGGUAUAAGCCAAGUCCGUGCUCUCGGGCUUUAAACUUUUCUAUUCGCGACGAGACGAGCUCGAGCGAAUGGAAAAUUAACGAUUUCGCGAAUCUUUUUUAACGUCGUUCUUAUCUCGUUUAUAUUUCUUUCUCGUAUUCGGGCGAUUCGUCUUCAUCAGAGAUUUCGAAUCAACUUGGAAUCGUUUUUGUCGUCGACCGAGAAAAUCCAGUUUUCGUGAUCCGUCUUUUUUGCGAUCGCACUUGUCGUUCCUCGGAACGAAGGAAGCUAAUUUAUUCUUGGUCGGCACGUUGCGUUCACGUAUGCAUACCGCGCGGAACGUCGCCGUGUUCUCAUCGUAAAAUCGCGUGUGAGAAAAGACACGACUCGCGUGGUGGCGUGGCUCGUCCGUACGAUCGACGGAUCUUUUUCUCCUUUCUAAGUAUUUUUCUUCCCUUCGUCGAUGUAACUCGCAAGCGUCGUUUACCUUCUUCGACUUCUUCAGACGUUUCCAACGUGCUCGGGAUGUAAUCUUCGACGACUCGUAUUGUAAAGACGGAGAGGCUAACGAAAGAAGAAAAAAAAAGGAAAAAGAAAAAAAAAGGAAAAGGAAUGUCUCGGAAUCGGCUCUGGAAUUUUCACGGCUUCGCGCGAACCGACCUGGUUCGAAUUUUCAAGCUUUCCUUCUACCAACUUCCUCGCGUCGAUCGAUAUCCAGCUUCUGCGUGUCUCAGGGUAUCUAGUUUUGUAAGACGAAUCGUUUCUCAUCGAGUUAUUUUUAGAUUCCGGAUCUUGGACGUUUGACGAUUCGAGCAUCGAAUACUUUCUCGUUCGCGUCUCUCUCCUUAUUUUUUCUUUUCUUUUUUUUUCUUUUCUCUUUCUUUUCUACCAUCUUUCUAUCAAAUCUCGAAACGAACGGUUACGUUACACGUUCGGUAUGUAAAAGGGAGAAGAGAUGGGAACGAUACGUCGAUCAAUUUCGAGCGAUCGUUCGAGAAAGGCAUAGAUUUUGCGAGUAUUCGUCAAAAGAGUACCGUUCUUUCGACGUACACGUUCGUAGAACGAAAUCGAACGUUAACGAUAGACGACGCACGUACGUCGUGGCGUGUACAACCUCGACGGCGAAUCGACGUACAAAAUCCACAGAGUUAUUAUCGACGCGGGCUGACUAACGAUCUAGAAAGCAACGCCACGGAGAGAUACGAUACUUCGGAGGAAGAAACCCGCUUGACUCUGGCCGAUCUCGCUUAAUGAUCCGUAAUAUCGCACAAUGACGAUCGGUGCGCGCGAUUUAGCUCGUAAAAUUUGCUACGGCGAGAUUACGCGCGCGUUUCGCGUACUUCUUCUCUUUCAAUCGAACAAAAUUCGAAUCUUUAACUUUAACCAAUAAGCUGACAUAAAUUUUCUAAUCUUUUUAUUACCGACGUAGACCGCCGAAUUCUUCUUCUCCGUUCUUUUCCUUUUUUCAUCUCUUUCCUCGAGGAGUGAUAGAAGCGGGAUGAGACUCUCGGACAGAAUUUUGGAGGUUCGGUGAGAAUUCGAGGAAUGAUUUCUCGCGUAUCUCCGAUCGUCGCGAGUCGACCGAUACGCGCGUACACGAUGUAAUCGUUCCGUCCGUAUUUAACCGAGGCGAAUAAUAAAACGUCUCACAGCUGACCGACUUUUGGUCGGCGAUAGCUCGACGAUAAGACCAAGCGUUCCUCGGCGCUCGAGAUAUCGACUCGGCACGCCAGUUUCGAGAUAUUAAUUAGGCUGAUCGGCCGGUAUCGCUCGGAGACGUGCGCGUGUCUCCUCGAUCGAGAACACGAACCAGACGACUGUUUUACGAGCCACCUUUAUUGCGAUCCCGAACGAACGGCUAAAUCGGAACGCGUCGAGUAUUAUGUCUCGGUGUUCGCGAUCUUUACGGAUAAGUGCUUUCGUAAUCGACGGUAAAACAGCAUCGUACCUAAGUACCGCCCAUGUAUCGAUGUUUCUAUAGUCUCCUACGAUGUUAGCCAAAGCCUCGAAUGCUCCGACGAAUAAUUUGAUCGAUGCUUCGACGUAACACGUCGUACACCGAACGUGUACGAGCUCAGUAAAUUCGAUGGAUCUAUUGUCGGACGGCGGAUGGACCUAUCGAUCCUUCCUUUUCAACGAGGGUUACGACGCCGACAUAGAUUUAUCACACGGCUCGCUUUCGAACGCGUUCUUCCCUCUGAAGCAAAAUUCCCUGAUAUUUGAAGAAAAAUUCAAGCGAUAUCGCGAUUAGAAAAACUCCCUUCAAAAAUCACCCUUCCACGUCGCAACAACGCUCGGUAGGGGGGCUCGAAAGGCGAAACCUUUAUUUUCCCACUCGCGGUAUUUAUUCGAUCGUGAAACGACUUCUGGGUGAUACCUACAGAGAGAAGAAUAGCUUUCGACGCGUACGGUCGGGCAGUCGCGAGUGCUCGUAAAUACGUUCGUACCGCGUUAAAAGUCUUUAAAGUCCGCGAUAAAGCCAGGUGGCUAUAGUUUGAUUUCAACCUACACCGCGUGUCUACGAUGUUCAUAGCAGCGAUUAUAGUUCGACGGACAAAGUGCACGAUCGAGACCGUCGAUGGAAGUACGUCCGUGAGCGGUUUUUAAUCAAAAGGUGAAAUCAAAAGAACCGUGGUGCUGUUGGUGCCGAUUGUGAGAGGAAGAUAGAUCGAUAGAUAGAUAGAUAGAUGGAUGGAUAGAUAGAAAGAAAGAAAGAUAGAUAGAUAGAUAGAUAGAUAGAUAGAUAACUACGAAGUGGAAAGAUCGAACGGUGGCUAUCGAUGCGCAGGGAACGGGUCGACUUCCUGUCAAACAUUUUCACGAAAACGAUCGUGGCCAUUAGUGGAAGGAGAAGGUGAAAUAACAAGGAAGAGGAGAGAGAGAGAGAGAGGGGAGAGAGAUGAAAGAGAGAAAGAUAGUGGAAAUAGCAGCAAAAGCUUCUGAACUUUAGCGUGCGCGCGCACGCGCGCGUUUGUGUGUGCGUGUAUUGUGUGGGUGUCUGUGCAGGUAUGUAAUGAUUCCGCCUAAGGGUGGAAAAAAUAUUUUGGAGAUCGAACAGUUUUUCUAUCGCUCGGUUGUCCGUAUCCGAGAGGUUUUCGUUGAAAAAUCGUUGGGAGAGUCUCUCUCUGUCUCUCUCUCUCUUAAAAUUAAGAGAGGAAAAGAGGCUCGAAUGAGCCGAUAUAUCUGGACCUCUGGUUGAAGAAGGCUUCGUAAGAGAACGAAGAGUAACUCGAUCCUUGGAGAAAAAAGGAAGAAAAGGAAGAAGAGAAAGAAUUGUUGGUGAAUCGAAUCAUCGAGAUGGAUGCCCUGGAAUUGCAAGCUGCCCUGGUCAAGUUGGAUCCGGCUACCACGGUGACGCCGAUCACUUCGAACGUCAAACUGAUGUCUCAUCAUCGUAUCGCCUUCGCCGUGGACGUCGACGACGACGAUCUGACCCUAAGGAAUUCUUCGGAGGUCGACGAAAAACAGUCGAGCGGUGGUUGCUCCAGCGAACAUCAGCAGAGUUCUGCAUCGACUACGACGGGGACGGGUACGACGGGGACGAGGAAACUUCAAAACGCGAAUUGCGGCGCUAGUCUGACCGUGACUACUCAUCAGAAUCAUCAGACCAGCCAACAACAGAUGGGUAUGUCCAAGUGUAAUCUCGUCGAGGUCAGGUGACGCCAGCCCUGCUUCGGCGUUAACAUGAUUUAUCAUACCUAUCCGCCGCACCGGGGUAGCAAGCACCACGGUAAACAUCAUGCGAAGGAGAAGAGACAUCAUCAUCACACUAUGCAUCAUCAGCAUCAUAGAGCU
Molecule: messenger RNA, 3938 nt
Organism: Vespula vulgaris
Lineage: Eukaryota; Metazoa; Arthropoda; Insecta; Hymenoptera; Vespidae
Exons: 2
Coding region: 3441-3803 (120 amino acids)
Source: RefSeq, a predicted model, not a curated record